AUGUCCCCAUGCUUUUUCCUCCUGCCCUGGCUGUGGGUCAUCAACUACAUCAUCUUCCGCCAGCAUCUGAAGGAUCCGGCCUGCUCGCCGGUGAUCAAGCGCUACAUCAACUACUCCCUGACCGGGGCCGUCCUGCUGACGCUGCCGUUCUUCGUGUGGUUCAUCCUCUUCCAGACCCAGUGGCAGACGUGGGGCACAUUCGGCGAGAAGAUCGCCAUUGUCAUCCCGCGCGGGCACUGA
This is a messenger RNA of Fonticula alba, 240 nucleotides long. RefSeq lists its product as hypothetical. The transcript has 3 exons. NCBI's taxonomy places the organism in Eukaryota, Rotosphaerida, Fonticulaceae. The record is from RefSeq and is a predicted model, not a curated record. The coding region runs from base 1 to 240 and encodes 79 amino acids.